Molecule: messenger RNA, 3618 nt
Organism: Lymnaea stagnalis (great pond snail)
Lineage: Eukaryota; Metazoa; Mollusca; Gastropoda; Lymnaeidae
Source: the annotation of a GenBank genome assembly
UUUUCUCCUAUCUCUAUCGUGGCAGAACUUCAGAUAUUCGUUUACAGCUUGAUUCACGGCAAGCACCUUUGUUGUCUCGUCAUUGACUUAUUUCGCUAAAGCGGUGGUUGACCAAGUAAAAUAAAAAUGAAGUUUGUAAUGUGUGCCAUCUCUUGCUUCCUCCAAGUUGGUCUGCUGAUGUCUAUUCCCUUUGGUGACCCAUGCAGCACCAGUGCAAUCAGGUCAGUGGACUUUUAAAAAAAAGGAUAAAAAUAAAGUCUGUGUCAUUUCAACCUCAUUGUGUGUCGCGUUUUGUUUGUUUUUGUUUGUUUUUCAGUUUUAUUUGUUGUUGUUGCUGUGCCUGUUUCUUCUUCUUUACAUUAAGGGCCCACGAUCAAUGUACUGAUCAUUCUGGCUCCUACGGAUGCAGAGGCAUUUGACGUGUAGGUGAGGAUCAGUUGAGAUAAUCUACAUACCCGGUCACACAAUUUUCGUCUGUAUAGCAGAAAUUAGGACAUUUUUAAGUAGGCCAAAGCCAAAUACGACACUAACUGUGCACUAGUGUGCACUUUGUGAAAACAAAAAUAUGAUAAUAUAUAAUAUGCAUUUGUACUCCGCAAAAGCAAUACCUCAUUACUCAUGCACGUGUUUACUUAAACAUGACAACUCAAUUCUCCUGUUAGCUUUGAAUUAAAUAGAACCAUCUUUAAUUAUCAUUAUGUAAAAUUGAAAUCUUACCGAGAAACUAACAACUACUUCACCUUUUAAGCCGUCUUUCGGGACCGGAAGAAGUCUAUGAGGUGAACAUCCCCAAAAAUUGUACGUCUGGUGAGAUUGACUGGAAUUACCCCAGGGUAAGAUUGCACCCUUUAAAACAGUUAUUAUUUUAACAGUCUAAUUUUUUUAAUUUAACAUAUUAAAACCCCAUAGUAAAUUAGUAAAUCAAAUCAUUUUUAAAAAAAAAAAACGUUAGUUUUAAAAAUAAAUAUUUCUUUGCUUCUCAUUUUGAAUUUAAAACAGAGCUUUAAAUUGUUGCUUCAACCAAAUACGCUGAUGGGUCUCAUGGGUGUCAUUCGGUGUCAACCUGAUGGGUCUCAUGCGUGUCAUUCGGUGUCAACCUGAUGGGUCUCAUGCGUGUCAUUCGGUGUCAACCUGAUGGGUCUCAUGGGUGUCAUUCGGUGUCAACCUGAUGGGUCUCAUGGGUGUCAUUCGGUGUCAACCUGAUGGGUCUCAUGGGUGUCAUUCGGUGUCAACCUGAUGGGUCUCAUGCGUGUCAUUCGGUGUCAACCUGAUGGGUCUCAUGGGUGUCAUUCGGUGUCAACCUGAUGGGUCUCAUGGGUGUCAUUCGGUGUCAACCUGAUGGGUCUCAUGCGUGUCAUUCGGUGUCAACCUGAUGGGUCUCAUGGGUGUCAUUCGGUGUCAACCUGAUGGGUCGCAUGCGUGUCAUUCGGUGUCAACCUGAUGGGUCUCAUGCGUGUCAUUCAGUGUCAACCUGAUGGGUCUCAUGGGUGUCAUUCGGUGUCAACCUGAUGGGUCGCAUGCGUGUCAUUCGGUGUCAACCUGAUGGGUCUCAUGCGUGUCAUUCAGUGUCAACCUGAUGGGUCUCAUGCGUGUCAUUUAGUGUCAACCUGAUGGGUCGCAUGCGUGUCAUUCAGUGUCAACCUGAUGGGUCUCAUGCGUGUCAUUCAGUGUCAAGCCCAAGAUAUAUUGAGACCUUAGCUAUUCAGUCAAAUAUAACAAAGACUGGAUGAGAAGUCAAGUCCGUCCUAUGCGUUUACAAAACAAAGCCCAUUACAGCAUCGCACGUGAAUAUUUUCACAUAAACACCGAAAACCUACACAUUUACACACUAACACACACACACACAUACACAUAUUAACACUCUGACACACAUACACAGAUUAACACACUAACAUACACAUAGGACUACACACCCUACCUUUCGGAAAAUGACUAUUAGUAACAAUACAAAUUUUAUUUAAAUGUUCAUGUUAUAUCAAGUAGCUGACGAAUUGCAACAUUUCAUUUCGUGAAAACCUUGGGUCACUAUUAAUCAUUACAUUUCUUUUAUAUUUCACAGCAAUGACGUAAUGCUUUUGCUUGUAUUUUAACCUUGUCAUCCAGUUGUUUCAAUUCACAUUCCUUUAUGUUUACUGUAAAAUUAGAGUUUUCUAAAACAACUCAUUUUUUUUUUUACAGACAAACAUGUUUUCGGUUUACAAAGUAAUUUGUAAUUCUUUAAAACCUAUGCUCAUUAAUUGAUCCCUUAAAAAGUUAAUCUUUUUCAUUGUAAAGUCUAACUUUCUUAAACACAAAUGACAUACUUAUUGGUACGUCAAUAGCGUCAGACUUUCUUUUUAGGGCUACCUCCAUGUAAAACUCUCCAAACUCAGAGUCACUUACUCGCUGUGUGUUGUAGAAGGGUGGGCCACUUGGAUAAAGGGGGUUAGAGAGUUGACUGGCGGAGUCAACAACACACUGAACAUGCCAACUGCAGGUGAGUGCUUUUGGGUGUUGGUUUGAGUGAUUGUGGUGUAAAGUGUGCCGAAUAUAAACAACGUCCCAUGCACACAUACCAACAAAAAAAAAAAAAAAUUCCAAUCUUGAAGAAGAAAACGUUACCAAGUCAGCAGCGUGAACUAAUAUGACGCCAUUUGGGCGAACAAAAGGUUCAGCUUGGAUUCAUGGCUAGUCGAUAGUUUAACUCUACCCGAAUUUAGCUCAUUCAAAUGCUGUUUGGCGAAUUUAUUUUAUAGAAGGGAUAGGAGGAGAGUGAUAAGCUCAGUUGUACCUAAAGGCCUUUGCUUCAUAACCCAGCUGUUGGGCAAUGCAGUACAAAAAAUUUGGAACCUAAGACUUAUCUGUCACUCCCACCCACCUCCCCCCCACCCCCAAAGACAUUAGGUAAGUUUACAAACAAUAUAAUCGUCAGGACUUGAAAAUAAAGAUAAAAUUAAAUUUUUAUAGACUAUUACUUUUCUAAUACUUUUAAAUGCUGAUGGAGCUCAUAGAACGGACCAUCUUACCGAUAGAAGGUUGUGUACUCUUUACCCCUGCCCUAUUUAAUCACCCCCGCCCCAUAUUGUAUUCCCCCACCCCACUCGUCAAAUAAAAGAAAGUCUUUGUCACAAAGUGAAAUCGACGAGCUAAUAUGAACAAAUAAAAUAACACUUCAGUGACCAUUCUUUGGCCCAAUAUAUAUAAUAUAUUGUAGCCGGGGGGGGGAAAAAGAAAAUUUCUCCCCCCAAAAAUGUAACCUUCAAAGAAAUUUUUAAUAUUAAUCUUAAUUAAUCUUGACAUUUAGUUUUUUCCCACAUUAUUUUGUAUGGGUUAUUUUGAUUUUAAUAGCUGUUAGUUUUAAUUUGCUCAAUUGGAUUCGUGGUGUUGGCACAAGAAUCUUUACCGUUGCAAACUUAAAAAAAUAAAACACGAUAAACUAACAACACACAUUUUUUUUUCCUUUCAUUUCUUCAGGUCACCCAGCUUGUACUAAGGCUGUCGACGGAAGUACCGAGUUACUGGUAUUGGCUGAGGACACGUUAUUUUACAUGAUAUCAUUUAACUACACUGUUGUAGGGAAAUAAGCAUUCUCUGUAUCAGAAUUUGCAAAUAAAUGAAAAUCUAAUUUCAAACAUUUCA